Molecule: messenger RNA, 198 nt
Organism: Sparassis crispa
Lineage: Eukaryota; Fungi; Basidiomycota; Agaricomycetes; Polyporales; Sparassidaceae
Exons: 1
Coding region: 1-198 (65 amino acids)
Source: RefSeq, a predicted model, not a curated record
AUGCGGGCAAUAACGCCGCCUCUCCUCUAUGCCACAAGGCCUUAUGUCAUCGCUAUCGCACCCGAUCUCCAAGAUAGCGUCGGCAUCGUAGAUAAUGGUGGCGCCGGUGCUGAUGAUGCGCCUCCCGCCCCGGAUAAGUCCGGCAGCGCCUCUCGCCCCCUGCACGUGCGCUCCGCGAUGCGCGCUCGUCGUGCCUGA